AUAGCAACCGAUCAGCGCACAGCUGUGGCUAACAUCCAGGGAUGUGAUUGGUUGUCAUGGGCAACUCGCUUAUCAUAUACAUACAACAAGAGAGCCAUAAAGGGGAUCGGUUCCAGUCAGGGGCGGACUGACAACUCAUGGGGCCCCGGGCAAGAGGGGUUCAUGGGGCCCCUGUGUCCUUGCCCAAACUCAAAAAAGCGUAUGAAAUGGUACCAGGGGCAUCUCAUGGGGCCCCCUACUGACCCCAGGCCCUCAAGCAGUGUGAGUUUCCCAAUGGUUAAUCCGCCCCUGGUUCCA
Staurois parvus is the source of this 297-nucleotide messenger RNA. The record is from the annotation of a GenBank genome assembly. Lineage: Eukaryota; Metazoa; Chordata; Amphibia; Anura; Ranidae.